This is a messenger RNA of Gymnodraco acuticeps, 5508 nucleotides long. It is a transcript of the gene ciita, whose product is annotated as class II, major histocompatibility complex, transactivator. The record is from RefSeq and is a predicted model, not a curated record. The transcript has 22 exons. Gene Ontology annotation, molecular function: protein binding. NCBI's taxonomy places the organism in Eukaryota, Metazoa, Chordata, Actinopteri, Perciformes, Bathydraconidae. Gene Ontology annotation, biological process: positive regulation of transcription by RNA polymerase II; positive regulation of MHC class II biosynthetic process; positive regulation of MHC class I biosynthetic process. Bases 46 to 5097 code for a protein of 1683 amino acids.
CUUCAGUCCAUUAACGUCCCUCUUACAUAUAUUCCCACACGAGAAAUGAAACAAUUCUUUGAAUACACCUCCCCUUCAACCGCACAAACACCUGCCUCUUUUAAUGGUAACGCCCCCUGGACAAAAUCAUUGUAUCCCUUGGUAAAAAAAACGUUAUACUCAAUCAUCUACCCAAGCUCUCUCUUUAAAGACAUCAAUGUCCGGGGAGAAGACGGUGCCGCCAUGGCCCAGUUCGAGGAGGUUCUGGACAGAGUGCAGGAAGCUCUGACUCGGUCCUCUCCUGCUGAGAUCUGUGCUCUAUUCCAACAUUUGGUGAAGGACCAGAUCAUCUCCGAGGCCUAUGGCAAGAGCUUGGGCCUGUACCAACUUUCUGACAAGAUGGCACCUAAACCAAAGUCUGAUCUAAUGAGUUCUCAAGGGUCUACCUCCCACUGGACCCUCAACCAGGGUCAACUCAGCCAGGUAAGGAAAUCUGACCCUUACCAGACAGGAUUUGAGUUUGAACCGUCAGUGGCUGAACAUGACUGCUCAGGACCCAGGCCAACUAUUGAUCCACUUUAUGAACAUCAAGGGAAUAAUCCAAAGAUUAUUCAGGAACUGGGUGGGGGGCCAGUGAUGGACAAACACUACCUCAACCACAGGCUCUCUUCUACAUCGAUAAUAAGUGACUAUCAAUGCGGUUUCAGAUCAGACAAUCGAAUGAAGGAACUGCUGAGAGGUGCAGAAAGAAUGCAGAAGCCAUUAGGUGAAACUGACAUAAUAGAUGAGGGGAAUUUGGAGGAUGAGAAGGAGUGGUUAGAGCAGGUAGAGGAGGCGGCGAGAAGGAUAGCUGUCCCUCUGUGGCAGCACUGGGACAGAGGACGGAGGAUCUUGCUGCCACUGGUUCCUGGUAUGACUGCUGGCUGUGCAACCGGAGAAAACACAACAAAAAACAGAGAAGCACAGUGCCAUGUUUUCAAUAUGGAAGAGGAGACGGAGCUUGCAAUCGCUUGCAGGACUUUAGAUUUGUACUGUGACAGCUUUAACUGUACAGAGGCAGACUCAAGAUUCACACUGGACAACGAAGGAGCCACUGGCACUGCAGAAAGUCCGUAUUUCUCUACAUACGACAGCGUAGCGACAACUGAUUUGAACCAGUUCUUUACCUAUGAAACAAGAAGAGAAGUCUCACCUGAUGUCGAUGUCUGCCGGGCAGCUGACAGGUCAACAAAGGAUCUGCUCUGUUCAAUGGGAGAUGGACAAUGGGGCAUGGACACAGGAUUUACAGAAGAUAUUACACAUGUAUUUUCUCCCUGUACACUUACAGACACUCACACCGACGCACAAGACCACUCGUUUUACUCCAACACAGAUCAGAGCAUGACAUUAGAUAUGUUCAACGAUGCAGAAAAUGUUUUAAAGACUGCUUGUGAUGCUUGCUUGCAUUGGAAUAAAGAGGAUGAGGAGGAGGUGGAUUCACACUGUGCAGGUGCCAAGAUGCAGGAAAUGGAACAGGACCCGUUUGUAUGUCCUUUCGAUCUAGCAGAUGAUUUAUCUAAGAUCUUGACUGAUGACUUCCUGGGGAUAGGGGAUCCUAACCUCGACACUGAGGGGUUCUUUGACGAUCCACUGUUUAAUUGUGUGGAGGAACUCAGCACCUGCACUGAUCUUCCCAUGAUGACAGAGCCCUUCCCCGACAUCCAGCAGCAGGGAGAGGAGGUCAAAACAACAGGCAAAACAAAAAGCAGAAGUAAAAGACCCAGAGCUCCUCGGAUACAACAGUGCCCCGAUCAGGACACACCAUCUAGGCCAAAGAGACAAAGAGCAGCAGCUCAACCAAAAACUAAAGUGGUGCAGGCUGAGCUGUCAAUCACCCAAGCCACAGGAUCAGAGCCAAGUUCAGCAGAGACAGCUGGCCUCUCCACCACUCCACCAAGAAUCCUCCAUCUCCAUCCCUCCAUUCAGUUUAUCACCAUCCCAGACACUCCAUCAUGUCAGGUUGUUCGGAGCCUGAGGCUCUCUCCUUCAGUAAUUACACUUCCAAUCACCAAUACUGCUGCCACACCUACUUACAUAUUUGUUCCUGCUGGAUCACCGCAAUUCAAACCUCAAGUGCCACCCCUCUCCCCGACGAAUGGUGAAGUAGCUCCAGUCCAAAUGAGUUCAUCCCCACGAGGAUCUCUGUCAGACACCGCAAGCAAAGCCUUAACUCAUCCUUGUGCCUCACCCCUCUCACCUGGCAAUGAGCCGUCUACGUGUAAGCAAUCCCCUCUUCCUCAGUGUCCCACGCCCCUUGAUAUUCCACAGGAUGUGAAGGACUACAUCCAGGAAGCCAAAGCCCACAUGAGUCAAGCAUGCCAGGUUAUGGAGGCUGGCCUCAGCCUGACGUCUCAUUAUGUGGAUGUGCCAGUGAGCCAGAGGGAAAUUCUUCACUCUGGAAAAAACAUAAACAAAGCCCUGGACAAAGAGAUAGUCAUCAUGGGAGAUACAGAUCGACAAAAAAGCUUGUUGGGGAGGAGUCAGAUAUUUGUGAGAUCAAAUGGAGACAAACCAAAACGCUACAUUUUGCUUCUAGGCAAUGCUGGCAUGGGAAAAACCACCCUGAUAAGAAGACUGUGUCUCGACUGGUCCACAGACUGCAUCCCACAGUUUGACUUUCUCUUCUUGUUAGACAGCAAGGCACUCUCUUUAACGGACGCUACCUUUAGCCUUCAGACCCUCUUACUAAACCUCUCCUCCUUUGCCCCUACCUGCAAGGACCCCAACGCAGUGUACGCUCAAAUCCUUGCAGCCCCUAAGCGCGUGCUUGUCAUUUUUGAUGGGUUUUGCGAGUUGCGGGACUAUGAAAUUCUUCUCCAGACUCAAGAAAAAGACUUAGUAACGUCGUUACAGAAGGACAGUAAAGCACAGACCUUCACAGUAAAACAGUUGUACUCUGCCAUCCUUCAGAGGGUCCUCCUUCCAGGAUGCACACUUCUGCUUUCUACCCGAACGAGAGGCACAGCCAGCCAGCUUCUCCGCCGAACGGACAGCCUUUUGGAGGUGUGUGGUUUCACCCCCACUGACGUACAGAUAUAUCUGUCCCAGUACUUCACUGAUCCUGACCUCAGAGUAUCUGCUUUGGAUUGCUUCAAAAACUGCAGCUAUCUACAUCUCCUGUGCUGGAACCCUGGACUUUGUCGCUUGGUCUGCUUGGUUUUAGAACAAUGCAAAAGUUUGGAGGUCCUACCGAGAACGUUAACCGAGCUCUGCCAUCAAGUGCUUCGUAUGAAAGUGGAAAAAGACAGUAAGGACACAAACUCACAGGCUGAAACUCCAUCGGAAAUAUCUGAGAAAUCAGUUGAAGAAACCCAGACAAAAAGCUCAAGUAGUUCUCAAAUGAAGAGGCGUAAUAAAAGCACUCACACACAAAGAACAAGGGGUUCAAAAAAACAGGAGAAAGAUGACAAAGACGGAGAGGAAAUGAAGAGUAAUGGCUGGGAAGCAGUCAAAACCCAGGAGAGGGAGUUGCUGGCCCAGCUAAGUUCUCUGGCCUGGGAGGGGAUCAAAGCAAACUCUUCCAUCGUCCCCAAAGGACGGACCAUAUCUGCAAAACUCAAGGCGUUCGGCCAAAGAACAGGGCUCUUACUCUCUUAUAAUCUGGGGACGAGGCAGGUUGUCUCAAGUUGUGAGAGUGAGGACAGAAGGAAAACUGGAACAAGAGAGACUGGAGAAAAGAGGGGAAGCAAGGGAAGGAAGGAAACUGAAAACGCUGAUGCCAGUGAUGACCAAAUCCUGAUGUGGGCCAACCCUUUCCUUCAGAGUUACCUUGCAGGGGUCCAUUUGUCUCUGUCAAGGACAAUAACAGACCGUGCCUUCCUCCAGACCCUCCCUUUCCAAUCUGGCCAGAAGGGUCGCCGGCGGCCUCAAAGGGAGGAGCUCGAUCUGACUCAGCGGUUUGCGGUCGGGCUGUUGUUCUACAACCGGAGAGAGCUUCAGAGGUUUCACUCAUACACAGAGACAACCUUCAGGGACAUGGUGGCCUCUAAGCAGGCUUUAGUGACAACACACCUUGAAGGUCUUUCCCAUGAUGACCUGAGCCCCGCCCAGGUCCUGGAGGCUUGUCGCUAUGUUUAUGAGGCGAGUUCCUCACAUGGUGAUGGUAGCAGAGACAGUGGUAGUCAACGAUUGGUUGCUCAUCUGGCAGAGAAUCUUCCAGAGGUCCUGACAUUUCACGGAGUUCCUUUUAAGCCAUCGGACGUGUUUGCUGUGCAGAACGUUCUCGACCAGGGUGGAGCUGACGGUAGAAGGUUUUGUUUGAAUCUGGAGGAUUCUGGGAUACAGAUUUCGGGACUCAGAGCUCUGUUGGGGCUCAACAACAUCAACACAUACAGGGCAUGCAUUGCUGAUGUGAUCACCUUGUGGGAGCAGCUAGAGCAGAGCGGUGAAGAAGCGCUCCUACAAGUGACGGUGUCCAAAUUCAAGGUCCACCCUCUGAAAGCCACACAAGUGUGUCACAUAGAGCACCUGGCGAAGCUGGUGAACAUACAUGUGCACAAGAGGCUGUCAGACAGUUCCAGCCAAUGCGAUUCAAUCCUGGCAGAGGGGGUACCGGCAGUUAAAGAGCUACACAAGCUAGAGUUAGAGCUUGGUCCAGAGAAAGGUCCCCUGGUUCUUCCCAAGCUAUGGGAGCUCCUGCCAGGUCUACACAACCUACAGCACUUAGAUCUAGAGAACAGUACGAUUGGGGACAAAGGAGCAGAGGAAUUGGCGGAUACUUUAGUCUCACUUGGGUCCCUGGAGAUUCUCAAUUUGUCACAGAAUUGCAUAGGAGACCAGGGGGUGAGGAAACUGGCAACUGUGCUGCGGGAUCUUCCCAAACUGCACUGUUUAAGUCUCUACAGUAAUGUGAUUUGUGACGAAGGUGCAGAGACUCUGGCUGCUGUCCUCCCACACAUGGCUUCGCUCACUGACCUGGAUGUCAAGUACAACAAGCUAACAAGUGUUGGAGCACAGAGCCUGGGAGCCAGUCUGAGAAACUGUAGAAAAAUAAAGACCUUGAGGAUGUGGAACCAGUGUAUUCCUUACGGCGUGUUUGAGAGACUUCAGCAGCAGGACAACAGGAUCCAGUGGCAGUAGAACAAUAGGCGCAUUCACACCGCAGUACUUUUCCCACAAAGGUUCAUGAGAACUUAGUUCAUGAGAACUCUUUAGUUCGCAUGAACUAAGUACAGAUCGCGUUCACACCGGAAUAAGUCCCUGGGGGAGGAUUAGGCAAAUGAAGCCGCCGACGUCACUUCUUCUUCUUCUGCUUUGGGUUUACUGGCAGGCCGCAAACCACUUCACGGCGUAUACUGCCGCCCAAAGUCCCCGGUCGGAAGUCCCCGGAGUUGGGGACUGGCUUCAGGAGAAGCGGCUGGGACUCCUAGCCAGUAGCGUGGCGUGGGGAAAACAAUAGGGGAAGCCAAUAAUACGUCCUUUCUUUUGGGUCGGGGGUGUGGUGGUCAAUGUGAUAACAUAACCAGAUGAGUGAUUACAGCACCCGGUAUC